GUCAGCGCAUGCGUGGCCACCACAAUGAGCCGCUCUCACAUGAUCUACGAUGACAAGCCAAUAGAGUCAAGUCCCACAGGUACAACGAAAUGGCCUCGACCGUGGACAAACGACUGUGUUGUGAAAGGCAAAGGAGUCAUCAUCGAGGGCGUGUACAGAGAGAGAGGCCGACAUGUCAUCAUUGAUUCAACGGGACAGAAACAUCGCUUUGUUCUUCUACACAUUGAAGUACACAGAGCUCAUCGACGUCAGUUUGAUGACGCCGGAAACGAGAUCGAACCGAAUUUCGGUACGCAACACAAAGUGAAUACGGGAUAUUUGAAUUCUUCCUACAAGGUGGAGCCAAGAGGGAUAUCCGAUGUAUUGAGUUUUGAUCAGUUGGAUGAUAUAAUUAACGUUCAUCCGUUUGAUAGAGUUAAGCGUAAGGCUGCUCGGUGUGUUGUGCUGUGGGGCGAGGAGUCGACGCUUGUAGACAUGGAGUUUGAUGUGUGGGCGUCAGUCAGGGCUAAGACGCGUGGGGAUUGCGCUCUGAUUGAGAGCGUCUCUCAGUUGGAUAGUGUGGUGAAGAAGUCGGCUGCAAAUUAUGCAGGCGGAGAGACGACUGGAAAGUCGUGGACGUCAAAAGUGAUGGAAGUGAAGGGUCGGAGAGAAGAGGCGGGGCCUUUACCUGGAGAGGAAAAUGAAGGAGUGGAUGAGGAUGAGUGGGACAAUUAGAUGAUUGGUGUAAGAGGCAGCAAGUGGGAGACCCAAGGAACAACUAUGGACAUGUUAUUAUAGAGUGACAGUCACAUGGUUAUACAAUGAUCUUACUAGUUGAUAUCAAGAUAGGAUUUUAUGGUCGAUUGUACACUCUUGCCUUGCACAGAGUUAAUUUUUUAGGUUUCAUGCUAAUGAUUUUAGGUUAGUUAUUACUCAUUCAAUUGUAAAGUGCCAUUUUCUGUUUGUAUGGAA
Corticium candelabrum is the source of this 951-nucleotide messenger RNA. Its product is annotated as arpin-like. Gene Ontology annotation, biological process: negative regulation of actin nucleation. Lineage: Eukaryota; Metazoa; Porifera; Homoscleromorpha; Homosclerophorida; Plakinidae. The transcript has a single exon. The record is from RefSeq and is a predicted model, not a curated record. The coding region runs from base 25 to 714 and encodes 229 amino acids.